GGAUUCCAAUUCCAAACAUGGUAUCUGUCUGGGGUCACCCUUUCUUCCGGUGCCAAGAGAGACGCAUUCCAAAUGGAGCACAAAUGUGCCUCCCGUGCUGGGCUCUCCUCAUUCUGUUUGGGGACAACAGAGAGCAGGACGUGGCUGUUUGAUUAUCCCUCACUGCUGAAGCUCUCAGUCCCACAGUCAUAUUGUUUCCUCGGGACAGUUUGGGUUUCCUGCCAAGAGCCAAAUGUGAAGAGACCGUCCUAAGAAACCUGGAGCAGAGGAAGCUCCCCGGAGCUCUGCGGGAGAGACUUGCUGAGGGCCAGACGGAGGAAAGAAAGGCUUUCAGUUCUCCAGGAAGUGUACUAUGUUCUGCCAUUCAUUCCUGAAGCCACCGGAAGCAUUCCUCCCAGGAAAAGUUGAGUUGGUGGGUUGUAGCUGGAGGUGAGAAGGCAUCCAGAGGACAGGUUAAACCAUUUCCUGAAUUUCGCAUGUGGGCACAGGCUUAGAGCCUUCGAGGCGCCCCGAAGAUGAGCAGCAACAGCAGCGCGGUGGGCCAGCUCCUCUGGCGUGGGCUGCCGUGUGUCGGCUGGAGGCAGGAUCUGCAAGGGGCUGUCUACCACCUGGCCAACUGCUUCUUGCUCCUGGGCUUCAUGGGGGGCAGCGGGAUGUAUGGGUGCUUCUACCUCUUUGGCUUCCUGGGCACGGGCUACCUGUGCUGUGUGCUGUGGGGCUGGUUCGACGCCUGUGGCCUGGACAUCGUCCUCUGGAGCGUCCUGCUGGCGAUGGCCUGCGUGCUCCAGCUGGCACAUCUGGUGUACCGCCUGCGUGAGGACAGCCUCCCUGAGGAGUUCGAGCUCCUCUACAAGACACUGUGCCUGCCCCUGCAGGUGCCUCUACAUGCCUACAAGGAGAUGGUUCGCUGCUGUCAGGAGCAGGUCUCCACUCUGGCCACGGAGCAGACCUACGCUGUGGAGGGUGAGACACCCAUCGACCGUCUGUCCCUGCUGCUCUCUGGCCGGGUUCGUGUGAGCCAGGAUGGGCAGUUUCUCCACUACAUCUUUCCUUACCAGUUCAUGGACUCUCCUGAGUGGGAAUCGCUGCACCCCUCUGAAGAGGGUGUCUUCCAGGUCACUUUGACAGCAGAGACCGAAUGUAGCUACAUUUCCUGGCCCCGGAAAAGUCUCCACCUUCUUCUGGCCAAAGAACGAUACAUCUCUCGUCUCUUCUCCAUCCUGCUGGGCUAUGACAUCUCGGAGAAGCUCUACGCUCUCAAUGACAAGCUCUUUGCCAAGUUUGGGCUGCGCUUCGACAUCCGCCUGCCCAGCCUCUACCAUGUUCUGGGUCCUGCUGCCUCAGAUACAAGACCAGAGUCAGAGAAGGAUGAAGAGGACGUCUGCGAGCCAGCCAUGUCCUCUCCUCAGGCGCUGUCCACAUCUGUCCAGCAAACACCCCCUGUGUCCCCCCAUCCAGCAGCCACCAACCCUCCUGCACCUUCUCCCUGGGUUAGGAUGUCCAGGCCUGACAGCGGCAUCCUGGUUUCCAGAACUCCUCUCCAGAGCUACCCUCAAGCUAUGUCCAGGGGACAGGCCCCCUUGGCUCCAACCCAGACUCCUGAACUCUAAGGAGCAAUGGACCAUCCUGUUCUCUGGGCACGUUCAUCCUCAUGGGAAGGUCACGUGUGUGCACACCCGUCUUCUCACCCACUGGAAGGCUCACAGGCCAGGUCGAAGCAGACACAGAAGAUGCCAGCACUGCAGCCACACCAAGGGCCCCAAGUGACUUUUAGAAAUUCACAUUCACCAGCCUCGCUUCCCAGAGAAGGCAGCCCAAAGUACAAAAGCACAGAUUCUAUCCUUUACUAACUGCAGAAUCUCUGGCAAGUAACAUAGCCUCUCUGAGCAUCACUGUAAAGUGGGGAUUUUAAAACCCACCUCCCAAGGAUGGGAGGAUUCCAUGAGUUGACGUAAGGAAAGCACCUAGGUCACAGCAUGACACCUAGUAAGCACUCAAUAAAUCACUCAUUUCCUUUCCUUAUGUUGUUUCUUUCAACUUUCUGAAAGGAUCAGUGAAGUCAGCUAUCCAAGAAGUUUCCACUGUUUUGUCUUGUUUUGUUUUGUUUAAGAUUUUUUUCAAUUAAGAUUCAACUUAUGGGUGUAGCAAGUUUGGAACCUAGUUUGCCCUUAAGCUUUUAAGUUCAAUUUACAAAUCUCUCACUCUAUUUAUGACCCUAAUGUUAAACACUAGUUUUUAGAGGGAUUUUUACAAAUUUAUUUAAUUAAAAUUCCUUAAAUAUUUUAAAGGAGACUUACAAAUUUAACAUAUUCCACUUUAUUUUUCCCCUACUUACCUCCACAUAUAUUCUGGUUACCUAUGGUUGUGUAACAUUCAUCCCUAAAGCAGCAACUUAAAAUAGUCACAAUAAUUUGUUUUGCUCUGCUUGGCUGGGCUCAGCUGGGCUGUUCUCACUCAAGGUUUCUCACGCUACGGCAAGAAUCACCUCAAAGUCUUCUUCUUUCCUGUGUCUGGGGCCCAGGCCUGGAAGACUCAAACAGCUGAGGGCUGGAACAGCUGAAGAAGGGGCAUCCCUUGCUUUCUCAGUAGUUUGUUCAUUUUGCCAUUGUUAUAGCACUGUGUUGCGUGGUCUACCACAUUUAUUUAUCCCUCUACCAUUGAUGGGCGUUUGGGUAAUUAGUUUCUGGCUUGGGGCGAUUACGAACAGGGCUACUAUGAACAUUCUCCAGCUUAUCUUUUGGUACACAUAUGUACACAUUUUGGGGAUGCUGAAAUUACUGAGGCAUUGGGUAUGCAUGUGCUCCACUAUAGUAAACAGUGCGGAACUUUUCCUAAGGGAUCGUUCCAAUUAAUAUUCACACUAGCAGUGUCUGAGUGUUCUGGAUGCUUCUCAUCCUCCCCAAGAGACGGCAUUGUCUUUUUAAAAUUUUUAUUUUAGCCAUUCUGCUGUAUGUAGCAGCAUAUCAUUGUGGUUUUCAUUUUCAUUUCCCUGAUAAAUAAUAAGGUUGGCUACCUUUUUUGUGUUUUUGUUAGCCAUUUGGAUAGUCUCUAUUGUGAAGUGUCUUUUCUAGUUCUUGUCCAUUUCUCUGUAUGCUUUUCUCAUUGAGUUUAAGGAAUUCUUUAAAUAUUCAUAUUAAAAGUCCUUUGUUGC
This is a messenger RNA of Sus scrofa (pig), 3151 nucleotides long. RefSeq names its product popeye domain containing 2 (gene POPDC2). Gene Ontology annotation, biological process: striated muscle cell differentiation; regulation of membrane potential; heart development. Gene Ontology annotation, cellular component: sarcolemma. Gene Ontology annotation, molecular function: cAMP binding. Lineage: Eukaryota; Metazoa; Chordata; Mammalia; Artiodactyla; Suidae. The record is from RefSeq and is a predicted model, not a curated record.